CCCAGAUCAAGCAGGAGAAAAGAAUUGUGCACUGUAGAAGACUCAGAUCGUCACCACAUCCUCCACACUGCUAUCCUUUCACUUCCCAGCGUUGAUUGGGAGUUGUUCACUUGGUGUUGUCUAUCGUCUCAUCUGGUGGUUUUUUCCGGGCUGUUUCUCUUUGGGCUUGGUCGCAUUCCCUUGCUCCAACUUCGUCUCAACCUCACCUCCUCUCCUCCCUCUCCAUCUCUCUCCCACGUAUCUACCACUCCUCCACCAACACUGUUCCGUUCCGGCUAGAGCGUGCUUCGUCGAUUUCCUGCACUCUCAGAACUGCAGUCAGCCUCGCAAGGGGCCUCUCCUGUCCUUGUGGGCGCGUGCUGCUGUUCGUUACCUCUCCCGGUCUCCUGCUUCUCCAAAGCCCAUUGUCUCCGUGCUGUCCUGCCUCUGACUUUCCGAUUUUCUACUCGCACUCGUUAAUAUUCUCCUUCUAUCGUCCCGCCGCGAGAAUACCACCCAUACUCGUGUCUUUACAUAAUAUUGCACGGCUCCUUUAUCUCUUGUUCACGUCAAGCUCCCCUCUCCGUCCUGAACCGCCCAUCCCACGCUCUGUGUUGCGUCCUUCGCAUCGACAAACGGUAUAUCUGCGACAGCAGCUUACUAGAGCUUUACAUUCUAAUCAGCAUCUAAAAUGGUUGUGGCUACCAUCAAAUGUGUUGUGGUCGGAGACGGUGCAGUCGGCAAGACAUGUCUUCUGAUUUCGUACACCACCAACAAGUUCCCCUCUGAAUACGUUCCGACCGUCUUCGAUAAUUAUGCCGUUACAGUGAUGAUUGGAGAUGAGCCAUAUACCCUAGGACUUUUUGACACAGCCGGACAGGAGGAUUACGAUCGUCUACGACCUUUAUCGUACCCGCAGACAGAUGUGUUCCUUGUCUGUUUCUCGGUCACAUCGCCUGCUUCCUUCGAAAACGUUCGCGAGAAGUGGUUCCCCGAGGUCCAUCACCACUGCCCGGGGGUUCCUUGCCUGAUCGUAGGAACCCAGACUGACUUGCGCGAUGACCCAAGCGUACGAGAGAAGCUGGCAAAGCAGAAGAUGCAGCCCGUACGGAAGGAGGAUGGCGAUCGGAUGGCAAAGGAACUGGGAGCUGUCAAAUACGUAGAGUGCUCUGCUUUGACUCAAUACAAGCUCAAGGAUGUAUUCGACGAGGCAAUCGUUGCUGCACUAGAACCAGUUCCCAAAAAGAAGUCGAAGUGUACUAUCUUCUAGCUUUCAAGCUGCAAUGAUACGAAAUACAAUAGACGUCUUCAUACGCUGAGUAACUUGGCCAAUUCACUGUUUCGUUGCUAGUAGGCGUCCCGAGGUCGGCUAGCAAAGCUUCAACACAAAAUUACCAAAUGUACCACUUGGCGGGGGAGACGUGGAUCUGAUGCAUGAUUUGGGAAUUUUUUUAAAGUUGAAGGAAAAGUUGCGAAAAGUGGAAAUUAACGAAAGGACGAAGUAUUCUAUCAUCUAAAUCUGGCCGC
Molecule: messenger RNA, 1506 nt
Organism: Histoplasma capsulatum G186AR
Lineage: Eukaryota; Fungi; Ascomycota; Eurotiomycetes; Onygenales; Ajellomycetaceae
Product: Rho family GTPase CDC42
Exons: 5
Coding region: 671-1249 (192 amino acids)
Biological process (GO): small GTPase-mediated signal transduction
Molecular function (GO): GTPase activity; GTP binding
Source: RefSeq, a predicted model, not a curated record